UUGCCAUAUGCCGACAGAUCUGGGUACCUUGCAUGGAUGCACUGCAUGUUGGUAGCAUCCAAUGACGACGACCCGUUCCUAACCACGAGUGCCAGCUUCCGCUUGGGUACGAAAGACACCUCACAGACGGACAGAAAUGCUGGAGAUGGCGAUGGGCCCGCAUUUGAUCGCAAUGGCAAAUAGACCAUAGGCAGAGACUGCAUGCCCUGAGCGACCUCGUGGCCAACCGUCGCAGAACUUACAAAAUCAUGACUUCCUCGUCUCCGUUGAACGAUUUGUAAUGGUCUCUUAUGUUGUCCACAGACCACCGGUAGUUGGACACUCCCACGAUGAGCGACAAACGCCCAAUGACAGCAUCCCUCUCAAAGAGGAAAGCAGACAAUGGAGACCACUCAGACAGACCUACCUCCUCAUCUGAAGAUAGCAACGAGAAGCCACCACCUAAAUCACUCAGAUACAAAUCCACCGUCUUCUUCCUAGCUCUUGUCGCCGUCGGAGACAGAUUAACGUUGAGAACCAAGAAUGCGUCAAGUGGAUAAUAGCCCUAGCCCAUACCGUUGGCAGGCACAGACAAGAUGUCCGGCGGCAAGACCGCGCUGGCUACAUUGCUUGCAGUAUUUUGCAC
Messenger RNA from Aspergillus candidus, 625 nucleotides. RefSeq lists its product as uncharacterized. The coding region runs from base 330 to 539 and encodes 69 amino acids. The transcript has a single exon. NCBI's taxonomy places the organism in Eukaryota, Fungi, Ascomycota, Eurotiomycetes, Eurotiales, Aspergillaceae. The record is from RefSeq and is a predicted model, not a curated record.